This is a messenger RNA of Henningerozyma blattae CBS 6284, 930 nucleotides long. It is a transcript of the gene MOB1, whose product is annotated as Mob1p. The record is from RefSeq and is a predicted model, not a curated record. Lineage: Eukaryota; Fungi; Ascomycota; Saccharomycetes; Saccharomycetales; Saccharomycetaceae. Bases 1 to 930 code for a protein of 309 amino acids. Gene Ontology annotation, cellular component: nucleus; cytoplasm. The transcript has 2 exons. Gene Ontology annotation, biological process: cell division; positive regulation of protein phosphorylation; signal transduction. Gene Ontology annotation, molecular function: protein kinase activator activity.
AUGCCAUUUUUCCAAAAUUUUAAUUUAAAUACUGGUCAAACAAUUCGUUCUUCUAGAGGUUUCAAAUGGAACAAUACUCAAGAAGAGACCGGUAUUUCUCAAGAUCCACCAACCCCUCAGAAUAAUAAGAGCAUUAGAACCCCAUUAAAAGUUCCUCCACAUACACCUAAUGGUAAACAAACACAACAAACACAAUUCAAUUCUCCUUUACAGUUAAAGCAACCGUUACAGCAGCCGCAACUACCCCAUUUACAUGGUCAACCUCAACAACCACAAAUUGUUACCGACUACAAUUAUACACCAACUCAUCAGAAACCAUAUAUACAACCACCAGAAAAUACUGUAGUAUCAUCACAUCAGGAUUUAAAGCAUGUGGUAGAAAUGACUUUAGGUUCUGAUGGUGUCUUGAACCAAGCUGUGAAAUUACCAAAAGGUGAAGAUAUUAAUGAAUGGAUGGCCCUACACUGUGUUGAUUUCUACAAUCAAAUUAAUAUGUUGUAUGGUGCUAUAACAGAGUUUUGCUCACCACAAUCAUGCCCAAGAAUGAUUGCUACAAACGAAUAUGAAUAUUUAUGGAGUUUCCAAAAAAAUGAACCACCUGUUUCAAUACCAUCCCCACAAUAUGUUGAAGCGCUAAUGAGAUGGUGUCAAAACCAAUUUGAUGAUGAAGCUAUUUUCCCAUCAAAAAUAACUGGUAGUUUCCCAUCCAAAUUCAUUGAAAGAUACGUCGUUCCAAUGUUAAGAAGGCUGUUUAGAGUUUAUGCUCAUAUAUAUUGUCAUCAUUUCAAUGAGAUUUUGGAACUGAACUUACAAACAGUUUUGAAUACGAGUUUCAAGCAUUUUUGUUUAUUUGCACAAGAAUUCCAAUUAUUGAAAUCAUCUGAUUAUGGUCCAUUAUUGGAAUUAGUUGUGGAAUUGAGAGAUAAAUAG